Zychaea mexicana is the source of this 767-nucleotide messenger RNA. RefSeq lists its product as uncharacterized. The coding region runs from base 374 to 676 and encodes 100 amino acids. The record is from RefSeq and is a predicted model, not a curated record. Gene Ontology annotation, biological process: actin filament bundle assembly. Gene Ontology annotation, cellular component: actin cytoskeleton; plasma membrane. NCBI's taxonomy places the organism in Eukaryota, Fungi, Mucoromycota, Mucoromycetes, Mucorales, Lichtheimiaceae. The transcript has 3 exons. Gene Ontology annotation, molecular function: actin filament binding.
UACACAUGCGGCUAACUCGUUCGUUCGCUCGCUCGCUCGCUCGCUCGCUUGUUCACACACACACACACACACACACAACUUCUCGCCGCCUCAAGGGAGCUUUCCCAAGAAGGAGUUCCAAGCUAAAUAUCACAUAUGCAUUGUUAGGGGCUCUCUUCUGACUGUGUGGUGCUGCUGUUUGUUAGUCCAGCUUUUCCACAAGGAGUUGUCCAGAAACAUCAUAUAUAUAAAGCCCCGCCUUCUCCGGACAACUCCUCUUUUAAAAGAGUUAAAGGGAAGCAACAACAACAACAGCAGCAGCGACAGCAUCAUUAUUACCACUACCACUUCACAAACCCUCUCUUCUUCACUUGUUCCAGUUUGCCACUCCACAAUGACCAGCGACUGCACUAUCUGCUCAAAAACGGUUUAUGUCACCGAAAAGGUCGAAGCCAACGGCAGACGAUAUCACAAGACAUGUUUCAAGUGCUCAGAAAAGGGAUGUCGGCUGUCGAUAACCAAUUUCCAGUCCCACGACGGCCAUCUCUUCUGUCAGAAGCAUGUGCCGAAGCUUCAGGCGAUCAUCAAGCCAGCGCAUCACGGCAGAGCACGUAGCGACAGCGAUGGCAAACAGCAGCAAAAGCAACAGCGGAUGCGCCGCCACCAGGAAGGCGACGACGAUGGCGACGACAUCUAGAUACAACAUUUUUAUUUUUUAUAUAUAUUUUUGUAAAUCAAAAAAAAAAAGAAGAAGAAAAAACUGUGCAUUAUGUGGUUUCUUCGCCUCG